AUGAGGUUCGCAUCUUCUGCUGCUGCUGCUCUGUUGGCAGCGUGCGUCUCCGCAGUUCCUACUCGUACCACGAACGAGGCGCACAAUGCUCCCAUCCAGAAGCGAGCUACCAUAACUGAUGCUGCGAGCGUUGGUUACGCCACGAAGAACGGCGGUACUAAGGGUGGCGCUGGCGGCACCACGACUACCGUCUCGGAUCUUGCAUCCUUCACUGCUGCUGCCGAGGCCGACGAGGCGUACGUUAUUGUCGUGAAUGGCCCCAUCUCCGGGGCUUACAAAACGCGAGUGGGUUCCAACAAGUCUAUCAUCGGGGCUGGUGGGAGCCUCGAGGGUGUCGGCCUCUACAUCAAGGGACAGUCCAACGUCAUUGUCCGAAACCUGAAGAUCUCAAAGGUCCUCGCGGAUGAUGGGGAUGCAAUCGGUAUUCAGGAGUCGACAAAUAUCUGGGUUGACCACUGCGACCUCUCGAGCGACAUGGAUCACGACAAGGACUACUAUGACGGUCUCCUUGACAUUACUCAUGCCAGCGAUUAUAUCACUGUCUCAAACAGCUAUCUGCAUGACCACUACAAGAGCUCUCUCGUAGGUCACAGCGACUCGAACGCCGACGAGGACACCGGCCAUCUCACCGUCACCUACGCCAACAACUACUUCCGGAACCUCAACAGCCGUGGACCCUCGGUCCGCUUCGGCACCGCCCACAUCUUCAACUCAUACUACGAGAACGUGCACUCGGCCAUCAACACCCGGCUAGGCGCCCAGGUCCUUGUCGAGAGCACCGUUUUCGAGGGCUGUGGCGAUAAUGCCAUCUACUCCGCCGACAGCGACGCAACUGGAUAUGCCGUGGUAAAGGACGUCGCCCUCGGUGGCAGCAGCGACUCGGCUCCCAAGGGAACCCUCGCCAGCGUCCCGUAUAGCUACUCUCUCCUCGGAUCUCGCAAAACCAAGGCCUCUGUCACCGCCAAUGCCGGCGCCAUCCUCUCUUUCUAA
This is a messenger RNA of Xylaria bambusicola, 990 nucleotides long. Its product is annotated as polysaccharide lyase family 1 protein. Gene Ontology annotation, molecular function: pectate lyase activity. Bases 1 to 990 code for a protein of 329 amino acids. NCBI's taxonomy places the organism in Eukaryota, Fungi, Ascomycota, Sordariomycetes, Xylariales, Xylariaceae. The transcript is spliced from 4 exons. The record is from RefSeq and is a predicted model, not a curated record.